CAAGAAGCAUAUCAGAAUGCUCGGAACUUCAAGUCCUAGCGUUGAUGGAAAAUAACUUUCUUGGAACAAUUCCAGGAGAACUAGGCAACUUACAGCUGCUGAAAGUUUUGGAUAUUGGAUUUAACAAUUUUGAAGGCACAAUACCUUAUGAGAUUGGCCAUCUUUAUAACUUGGAGCUUUUAGCCAUGGAUUACAAUAAGUUAACAGGCUCAGUCCCUUAUGUGAUUGGCCGUCUUUAUAAAUUGGAAUACUUAAGCAUGGAAAGAAACAAAUUAACAGGCUCAAUCCCUUUAAGCAUAUUCAACAUUUCAUCACUUGAAUAUUUAUCAAUCGGUGAAAACAAGCUUGAAGGACCUUUACCUAGAGAAGUUGGAAAUUUGAGUAUGCUUCAAGUACUUGAUUUUUCAAUGAAUAACCUGACAGGUGUAAUUCCACAUGGAAUCGGUAACCUUCAAGAGUUGGAGGACCUCUCAUUGUCUUACAAUAAUUUCAAAGGGUCAAUCCCAAUUGGUAUCUUCAAUAUCUCCUCUCUUAUAUAUCUUCAGCUCGCAGGUAACCACAUUUCAGCUAAUCUUCCUUCCACUAUAGGCCAUGGCUUACCUAAUGUUGAAGGAAUUCAUCUAUCUGGAAACAACAUUAAUGGUGUUUUACCUAGUUCAAUCUCAAAUAUGUCUAAGCUUAUGUAUCUCGAACUCUAUCGAAAUGAACUUACAGGUUCAAUUCCUGAAUCUCUAGGAAAUUUAAGACUUCUGGAAGUUCUUGGCUUAUCCAGUAACUCCUUCAACAGUGAAUUAAGCUUUAUUACUCCUUUGGCCAAUUGUAAAUACUUGAGAAAAUUGAUAUUGUCUUCCAAUCCCCUAAAUGCAAUGCUUCCGAAAUCCAUCGGCAACCUUUCUUCUCUUGAAAUGUUUUUGGCGACAGGAUGUAACCUCAAGGGCCAUAUUCCAAAUGAAGUCGGAAAUUUGAGAAAUUUAUCUUCUUUGGAGCUAGAAGAUAAUGACUUUAAUGGAAUUGUCCCGAUGACAAUAAGCUCGUUGAAAAACCUUCAACGGCUUUCACUUGGUGCAAAUAGAAUAAGUGGUCCCUUUCCAAUUGCUUUAUGUGAGCUAUCCAACUUGGCUUUGUUAAACCUUUCACAAAAUCAAAUGUGGGGAAGUCUUCCUAGUUGCUUGGGGGACAUGACUUCUCUAAGGGAGGUUUCUCUUGAUUCAAAUAACUUCAUUGCCAUAAUACCUUCAAGUCUAUGGACUCUCAAAGACAUUUUAAAGUUGAACUUGUCUUCUAAUUUCUUCAAUGGCUCUUUACCACUUGAAGUUGGAAACCUCAAGGCUGCAAUACUUCUGGAUCUUUCCUGGAACCAAAUCUUAGGAAACAUUCCUAGUACAUUAGGAAGUCUACAGAAAUUGACUCAUCUGUUUUUGGCUCAUAACAGAAUUGAAGGAUCUAUUCCUGAGGCAUUUGGAGGGCUCAAAUCUUUAGAAGUAUUGGAUCUUUCGUAUAACAAUUUGUCUGGUGUAAUCCCAAAAUCAUUAGAGGCACUUAAGUAUCUUCACUAUUUUAAUGUCUCAUUUAACAGGUUACACGGAGAAAUUACGAAUGAAGGACCUUUUGUUCAUCUCCCUUACCAGUCUUUCAUGUCAAAUGAAGGAUUGUGUGGUAACUCUCAAAAUCAUGUCCCAACUUGUCCUUCAAAUUCAAAGGAUCGUUCAAAGUCAAAGAAAGAAAGACUGAUGCGGGUUGUCGUUGCAUCUUCAGUUUUCUCUGUAAUAGGGCUUGCUUCAGCAAUAGUCUUUUUGUUGAUGAGACGUCGGGGUAAAACAACCAAUACUGAAGAUGAGUGGUUGCCUGAGGUAGCACCACAAAGAAUUUCUUACUAUGAACUUCAAAGAGCAACUCAGGGCUUUGAUGGAAAUAACUUGCUAGGUAGUGGAAGUUUUGGUUCUGUUUACAAAGGGACAUUGGCAGAUGGGAUAAUAGUAGCGGUUAAAGUUUUCAAUGUGCAGAUGGAAAGUACAUUUCAAACUUUUGAUAGAGAAUGUGAUAUCUUGCGGAAUCUUCGUCGCAAAAAUCUCACCAAGAUUAUUACCAGCUGUUGUAACUUGGAUUUUAAAGCAUUGAUAUUUGAAUACAUGCCAAAUGAGAGCUUAGACAAGUUGCUAUAUUCUCGAGAUUAUUGUUUAAAUAUAAUGCAAAGAUUGAAUAUCAUGGUCGAUGUUGCAUCUGCUCUGGAAUAUCUCCAUCAUGGUUAUUCUGUACCGGUUAUUCAUUGUGAUAUGAAGCCUAGCAACGUGUUACUAGACAAUGACAUGGUGGGACACCUGACUGACUUUGGCAUAGCAAAACUUUUAACUAUGGAAGAAUCCAUUGCUCACACUACAACCUUUGCCACAAUUGGUUACAUUGCUCCAGAGUAUGGUAUGGAAGGCCUUGUAUACAAGAGGUCUGAUGUUUAUAGUUAUGGCAUCAUGUUGCUGGAAACUUUUACAAAGAAGAAACCUAAUGAUGAAAUGUUCGUGGGAGACAUGAAUUUGAGAAGUUGUGUGCAUAAUUUGCUUCCUGAUGAGUUGGAUCAAAUUAUAGAUGCUGACUUACUAACAGUAGAUGAAGAGAACUUAAGCCGAAAGAUGCAAUGUGUGGCAUCCAUCAUGGAGUUAGCCAUGAAUUGCACAGCUAAUAUUCCAGUGGAAAGGAUAACAUGAUUGAUGUUGUAGCAGCACUGAAAAAGAUCAAACAAAAGCUUUCUUCUUGUUAUUGAACGACCCAGCGCCAUGACAUCAGGUACUUU
Nicotiana tabacum (common tobacco) is the source of this 2785-nucleotide messenger RNA. Lineage: Eukaryota; Viridiplantae; Streptophyta; Magnoliopsida; Solanales; Solanaceae. The record is from RefSeq and is a predicted model, not a curated record.